Messenger RNA from Lonchura striata (white-rumped munia), 2226 nucleotides. RefSeq names its product coiled-coil domain containing 32 (gene CCDC32). The record is from RefSeq and is a predicted model, not a curated record. Gene Ontology annotation, biological process: cilium organization. NCBI's taxonomy places the organism in Eukaryota, Metazoa, Chordata, Aves, Passeriformes, Estrildidae.
CUGCCGCGGUGCCCGGAGCGCGGGCGGUGGGUGCGGGAGCGGAGCGGCCCCUCCGCCUCACGGGCAGCCGCGGGGACAUCGCUCCCUGGAGGGCGACUGGGCGUCCUGGAUCCCACGAUGAGGAUGAUCGAGAGCGUGGACUCGGUGGUGACCAGGUCCAGCGAGGACCUCUGGGCUGAGAUCUGCUCCUGUCUGCCACAUCCCGAGCACAAGGACGCCGGCGAUGCUUUCACAGACUCCUUCGUGGAUUCCUACGCCGAGGGCAGCGGUCCGGGUGGCUCUUCCCAACCUACCCUGAAGCCCUGGGCACCCCUGAACGACUCGGAGGUGUAUUUAGCGUCCCUGGAGAGAAGACUGAUGAGGAUCAAAGGCCUUUCCCAGGAGGUGACCUCCAAGGACAUGCUGCGCACGCUGUCCCAGGCCAAGAAGGAAUGCUGGGACAGGUUCCUGCAGGAGAAGUUUGAGGCAGAAUGUUACAUAGAGGGCCACGAUGCUGAUGAGAGCACGCUGGAGCACCUGAAGCGCUGGCUGCAGCCUGACAAAGUGGCCAUCAGCUCCGAGGAGGGGCAGUACCUCAUCCCGCCGGAAUCGCAGCCGGAGGCCGAGGAGGAGCCUCCGGCUUCGGAGCAGUGAGAGCCCCCGGCCGUGCCCAGGGCUGCCUCUUGUCCCAGCCCCCAGGAAGAUGUACCCAGCCAUAGGAAUAGCAGGAAGAGGGGCACAGAGCAAAUUGUCAGUAAUUGAAAAAGUAAUUUCUAAAAGAAACAACCUCCAACACAACAAAUUCCAGCUCUGGAGCUCUGCAGACAGCGACUGGCACUGGUAGGGACAAGAGGGAACACCUGUGACACGGCUGAACCAAAACCUCACGUGGAUCUUCUCCAGCCUGCAGCCACCUCAUCGUUCCAGCCUGGAUGUGGAUUGUUUAGAAUCCAUCAGGAGACACAUUAAACAACAACAAAAGCAGUUGUGGAGAAGCACCAGAAGACAUCACGGUCUAGAAUAGAGCAGAGAAACCACUGAAUCACUUUUAUUCUGUCUUUUACCUUUUCAUUACUCAGCUGGGCAUUGUUUUCCUCUCCUGCCAAAUCCACUUUGGUGUUUUCUCCAAUUCUUCACUGUUUCAAUCUGACUUGGCCCCAAGCUGUGCCAGGAAGAUGAUGGAUAUUUCCCACCUCUGUGAAUUUGGGACCCUGAGGGAAGCUCUCACUGUCGUCAAUGAAUUGAUAGUGUCAUUGACACUGUAGCUAUUUCACAUUCCUCUCUGUAAUGUACCCCCUAAUAUCCCACUUUAUUGCCCAAAAUCUCUAUUACAGACUUUAGGGGGAGUAUUUUUCCUCUUGUUGGUUGUUUUGUACCUGUUCAGCCUCUCCAGAAAAAAUUACAUGAGAUUCUAUAUGGGGAAACCAAGAGGGGUAGCCAGGAAAGCUACAAACAACUUGUUUUCAUCACAAAAUUGCAUAGAAUUCUCUGACUUUAAAUAUAUUUCGUUUUUAAUUUGUUUCUUCACCCUGUUUAACUCUUCAAAGGGUUAUUCCCUUUUACUAAUCCAAGAAUCUGUGAUUUUGUGCUGAUUUUUCACUGAUCUGUGUGUUCUGCCUCGGCACCAACACUGGAGGUCGGUAGAGGGAAGCAGCACGGUCUGUCAGAGCUUCUUAGGGGAAAUUGUGGUUCUAAGAGUUAAUCCUCACUGGAUUCAUGUAUGUUCAUUUAUGUAUCUGUUUGAAAAUACUUUUUUAGGAGUAAAUUUUUGCUGGAGCCUCCCAGUUUCCUGUCUCUGUACCCAAAUAGAGGCACUGCUCUGUCAGUCACCAGGUCACAACUCGGAGAUUGUUCCCACCAUCAGCUUUCCUGGUGUAACUCCCACCCCAGACUCGCCUCCCAGAAGAGUUCCCCUCCCACGCUCAGAAUUCUCCAUUAAAACAAUCCCUUGUUUUUUAAACCUUGAGGAAUGGGGUCAAUCAUCUGAGUGCCAGUGAUGCACAAAUUGCAAGCCUCGUGUCUUGCUGGUUUGGUCAUUAAAUGUCCCUUUUAAUUUAUCCUUUAACUGACCUUUAUUAAGCCUGUGUCCUUGUGCAGAUCUCUCUCACCUGAUGUAACAAAGCUGUGACAAAGAUACAGAAUUCUGUGCUGUUCCCAGAAAUGGUUUGUGCGGAGAGAGAAAGCAGCAAUUUCUCUGUCCCCAGCCUAUUUCCGAGUCAAUAAAAUUCUUCUUAUGGGUAGCAAGAA